Messenger RNA from Mustela erminea (ermine), 1538 nucleotides. RefSeq names its product extensin-like. The coding region runs from base 18 to 731 and encodes 237 amino acids. The record is from RefSeq and is a predicted model, not a curated record. The transcript is spliced from 2 exons. NCBI's taxonomy places the organism in Eukaryota, Metazoa, Chordata, Mammalia, Carnivora, Mustelidae.
CUAGACCUAAGCGCAAAAUGCACAGCAGCACACAGAGUUGGCCAAUCCUCAGGACCGGAAGAAACCCCACAGUUAGAGAAAGGCCAGGACCAGAGCAAAGGAGGAGAGGGGAGAGCAGCCCGGAGGCUAAUGACGAGAUUGCAACGCCUGCACCCCGCAGUGACAAGCCGGGACCCCCGGGAUCCCAGACAGGCUUGCUCAGGGGCACGGAGCCCGUGAAGGGCAAAACCUGUAUCAGAACCACACACAGCGGCUCCCAGGGAACCCCCACGCAUGAUUCCUUGCCCAUUUCCCCAGCCUCUGUGAACCCUGGAAACUGGAGACCUUACAUCUCUUCCUCCACUCGGCCUCCCAACACAGCUUGGGCAGCAAGUGAGUCAAGCUCUGGGGGAGGAGGGGUGGCCUCCCCCACCUGGCACCUGGUAGAAGGCUCCCGCCCCCAGCAUCCUCCAGGUCUGGGCAGGUCCCCUGGCAGGCCGCUGGCACCUUUCCCUCCGGCUGGCACCUUUCCCUCCGUGAUGCUGCCAGGCAGCCCUCGGCCCAACCCAGGUGCUGCACCCCAGGGCUCCCCAUUCACGGUCCUUGGGGCCCAGGGUUUGCCAGGCUUUCCCUUCCCCAACCCUAGAGGCCAGACCCAGGGGAAGCCAGAGAGCCUGCGAGUCCCUAGGGUGUACAGAGCGAGCCCUGGGGUAGAGCCGCCCCAGCCCCAGCCCCAGCCCCAGAGCAUCUAGGGUAGUCACAGCCGGCUGGGGUCAGGGGCCCGGCUAGGGCCGGGGAAAGCCAACCAGGCUCUGCACUGUGGCCUCCACCCCCCUCUUGGCCUCCCACUUCUGCACUGGUUGUAAAAUGUCUUCCACGCCCCGCAGCCUGGCCCGGGCUUCUACUCAGCGGCCAGCGGCCCCAACAACUCACCAGCAAACAUUCCACUUGCUUCCCCGUGCCCCCAGCCAGCUGUCCCAUUCUUCCCUGACAGGUCAUUUUCCAAGUGGAUAGGAACCCCAGUCCCCUCCCGGGUUUCCCCCGAAUUCCUCUGUUUUUCCUACAUCUUCCUACUCCUCUGCCCACCCACCCCCCAACCAUGUCCUCACCUGUUGGGUCUCCCCACCAAGUGCUCCGAUUCCAGCUAUCCCCCUACUUCUCACCGUACCCCCCGCCCCCAGUACCCAUCUUCCACCCCUGAUCUCCAACUGCGCCAGGUCCUCCGCGCUUCAAGGAACUCCCCUCCUGUCUCCUCCAGGAUCCACCCGGCAACCCACUCCUCCCAUCCUCUGCCCUGGAAUCUCCCUCCCCAAAUUCUCCGGCCUCAGCCCACAAUACUCUUCUGAUGCCCCACCCCCAGUUCCCCGCUCCUUCGCCCGCUCCGGACCCCAGAACUCUCCCUUUCGGAACCCCGGGACCCACCCCCUGCACAGACGCGCGCGCGCACACCCACACACCCACACACCCACACACGCGCGCGCGCGCGUUACCUCCAGACGCCUCCGGGUCUCGGGGAACCCCCCCACCCGCCCACCAAAAAGCCCACUUCACUCCCCAGA